CGCGACUUGCGUUUGCUCCUUGGGUUAUUUCGUUUUCCUCUCUACUCUCCCCCUUGGCCGCUCCUCUAGAGCUGCGCUCUCCGGUGUCGCUCAGCCUUUUUUGCCUUGAACUGAAUCCAGGUGGGAAACUGGUCGUCCGGCGGAAAGACACCGAAUAGGUAGAAAUAAGGCAAAGUAUCAGACGCAACAGGUCCAGAGCUCGGUGGGGCGGGAGAGCGGCGGCCCCUCGCCGCGCCCGCUGCCCCCCGGGACCCUACACUGCAGCUCUCGGGGACCUGGGGAGAGGUGUCUGCUUUUUGAGGGUUAGGAGAGCCAUCCGGGUGGGUUUCAUUUCGGUUUUUUUUACCCCAUCGCCACCCGGUCCCUGGACUGAGGGUGCUUUUCACUCAACUGGUAGGAGAGAAGGAAGCGGAGGAUGGUCCACGCCUGCUGGUCUCAAAACUGAGCAAAGCGCAGAUUAUUGGAGGAGAUAGUGGGUGGAAGGCGAAGCCGAGGCAGCCGCCACAAUGCUGGUGAAGAAGCAUGCAGGGAAAGGAGGGGGUCGAGAGUCUGGAUCCGAAGACCCGAGCCCCUGCGGGCAGCGGUGUGCCCGUACCAUGCCCCAGUGCACGGCCCUGGCGACACUCCUAUCAGUGGUGGCCGUGAUUUCUUGUCUGUACCUUGGGGUGAAAACCAACGGCCUCCAGGCUAGGAUCGCCGCUCUCGAAUCUGUUAAAGGGGAUCCUUCUGUUCGUCUGCUGCCUGAUACCUUGGAUCAGCUGAAGGCCAUGGUGCAAGAGAAAGUGGAGCGCCUUCUGGCUCAGAAAUCCUAUGAACAUAUGGCUAAAAUAAGAAUUGCAAGAGAAGCACCUUCAGAGUGCAACUGCCCAGCAGGUCCUCCGGGAAAACGAGGGAAGAGGGGUCGAAGAGGAGAAUCUGGUCCUCCUGGUCAGCCUGGUCCUCAGGGCCCCCCUGGUCCAAAAGGUGAUAAGGGAGAACAGGGUGAUCAGGGACCUCGGAUGGUGUUUCCUAAAAUCAAUCAUGGGUUUCUCUCUGCUGAUCAGCAGCUCAUUAAACGCCGCCUGAUUAAGGGUGACCAAGGUCAGGCAGGGCCUCCAGGACCCCCAGGCCCUCCAGGCCCACGAGGGCCACCUGGGGACACAGGGAAAGAUGGCCCCCGUGGAAUGCCAGGAGUACCUGGUGAACCAGGAAAACCAGGAGAACAAGGCUUGAUGGGUCCUCUGGGGCCUCCAGGACAAAAGGGUUCCAUUGGAGCACCUGGAAUCCCAGGAAUGAAUGGACAAAAGGGUGAGCCUGGGUUGCCUGGAGCAGUAGGACAGAAUGGAAUCCCGGGGCCAAAGGGAGAACCUGGAGAACAAGGAGAAAAGGGAGAUACCGGAGAAAGUGGCCCCAAAGGUGACACGGGCGAAAAGGGUGACCCUGGAUCAUCUGCUGCAGGAAUUAAGGGAGAACCUGGAGAAUCUGGUCGUCCAGGGCAAAAGGGUGAACCAGGGCUUCCUGGGCUUCCUGGACUUCCCGGGAUAAAGGGAGAACCAGGUUUCAUUGGUCCUCAGGGGGAACCAGGCUUACCAGGAUUACCAGGAACAAAAGGUGAACGUGGGGAGGCAGGGCCUCCUGGAAGAGGUGAGCGAGGGGAUCCUGGAGUCCCUGGACCAAAGGGGAAACAAGGUGAAUCAGGAACUAGAGGCCCAAAGGGGUCCAAGGGUGACCGUGGUGACAAAGGAGACUCUGGAGCUCUGGGACCAAGGGGUCCACCUGGGCAAAAAGGAGAUCAAGGAGCCACCGAAAUCAUAGACUACAAUGGCAACCUCCAUGAAGCCUUACAGAGGAUUACCACCUUAACUGUCACGGGUCCCCCUGGACCUCCUGGACCUCAAGGACUACAAGGGCCAAAGGGAGAACAAGGAUCUCCAGGAAUCCCAGGAGCUGAUGGAGAGCAGGGACUCAAAGGCUCAAAGGGAGACAUGGGGGACCCAGGUAUGCCAGGUGAAAAAGGAGGAAUUGGACUUCCUGGAUUACCGGGUGCCAAUGGAGUGAAGGGAGAAAAGGGAGACUCCGGAUUGCCAGGUCCCCAGGGUCCUUCUAUCAUAGGCCCACCAGGCCCUCCAGGUCCUCAUGGCCCACCUGGCCCCAUGGGACCCCAUGGACUUCCUGGACCAAAGGGUACAGAUGGUCCUAUGGGACCUCAUGGCCCUGCAGGCCCCAAAGGAGAAAGAGGGGAAAAAGGAGCUAUGGGAGAGCCUGGACCCAGAGGACCAUAUGGCCUGCCUGGGAAAGAUGGAGAGCCUGGUCUUGAUGGUUUCCCUGGUCCACGAGGCGAGAAGGGUGACCUAGGAGAAAAGGGAGAAAAGGGAUUCCGAGGCGUUAAGGGGGAAAAAGGGGAGCCAGGCCAGCCUGGCCUGGAUGGGCUGGAUGCCCCUUGCCAAUUGGGCCCAGAUGGAUUACCCAUGCCUGGCUGUUGGCAAAAGUGAUGAAUCUAACCUUCCAAGCAUGAAGUUGUGUAUAUAAUGGUCCACUUUCUAUAUUUAUAGUUGAAAACAGAAUUGCAGAUUUUACAAGUCUGAGAUAUGUUUACAUAGAGC
Marmota flaviventris (yellow-bellied marmot) is the source of this 2582-nucleotide messenger RNA. NCBI's taxonomy places the organism in Eukaryota, Metazoa, Chordata, Mammalia, Rodentia, Sciuridae. The record is from RefSeq and is a predicted model, not a curated record.